AUGAAGCACCAUGGCCUUCGGCGAGCGUCGGCCAAGGGCAGCUAUUCUCUCCUCCGCCGACCUUGUCAAAAUGUUCGAUUGCAGCAUACCGACUCACGGCAACGACUGUCCGAUUUUUGGGUACCGACAGUGAACGUGCAAAGGCAAGAUGCCGUUUCAGAUGCUACGCAGCUCCUCAUCCGAGCUGGCUAUCUACGACAGGCCUAUGCCGGCAUCUUUCAGAUGCUCCCACUUGGGCUCCGUGCCCAGGAUAAACUAGAACGACUGAUUGACAAACAUAUGAGGUCGAUUAAAGCUUCCAAAGUGUCGUUGUCCUCCAUAACAUCUCUGGCGUUAUGGCAGAAAUCCGGACGAUGGAAACCGGGGGCCGAGUUCUUCACGUUCAAGGAUCGAAAGGACACGGACUGGCUACUGGCACCUACACAUGAAGAGGAAAUAACCACCUUACUCGCCGACCUGAUCCACUCUCCGCAGCAACUGCCCGUCCGGCUGUACCAAGUCACCCGUAAAUAUCGGGACGAGAAAAGGCCACGAGGCGGGCUUCUUCGAGGUCGGGAAUUUCUUAUGAAGGACCUAUACACUUUUGACUCGACACCUACGCAGGCACAUGCAACAUAUGACGAAACUCGAGGUGCAUAUCGCAAUUUCCUCAACGAGCUCACCGUCCCGUAUAUCGAAGCGAGGGCAGAGUCGGGUGACAUGGGCGGGAAUCUCAGUCAUGAAUAUCACUUUCCCAAUGCUGCCGGAGAGGAUAUUGUGAUUACCUGCACAGACUGCGAUUAUGCUCGUAACGAAGAAUUCGUUUCGCAAAAGGCAUUUCCUCCCCGACCUGUCGAGGGUAUCGCAGCGCGGAGCCCGACGUCGACACCGGCAAGCGACUCCAGCAUGCUCAUCCAUCAAGACUUUGUCAGCAAGGACGGGCGUAAACUUGUCCGUGCCAUGGCACCAAGAGUUUCCGAGCGGACUACGAAUGACAGUUCAGUUUCUCAUGUUGCUGUGAACCCGUAUGCCGUCAAAGCAGCUGUGGACGGGGUGGUGGAGAUUGAUUCCGGUUUGCAGCAGCCAUUGUCCCACUUCGAAGGGGUGCUGGACACUACUGGUGCGAAUGAUGAUGCAGACAAUUGCCCGUCGGUGUAUUAUCUUCUCGACUUUCGAGUCGAAUCCGAAUCAGUUUACGACCUGAUUGGCCAGGACUUGGAACGAUACGCUUCCAAGAAUGUCAAGUUCUACAUCAUCAGUGCUCCUCAGGAUGGUAGCGAUCGCAUCAAUCUGCUUAAGCACCGUGCUGGAGAUCCUUGUCCGCAGUGUUCGAGCGGCAAGCUCCAGUUGCACAAGGCCAUCGAGGUGGGCCAUACAUUCCACCUAGGUACUCGGUACAGUUCGAAACUAGGACUGAGCAUAAGGUCCGCGGAUGGCAAGGCUAACGUACCAGUCGAAAUGGGCUGUCAUGGAAUCGGCGUGUCUCGACUGAUUGCCGCCGUGGCGUCGUGCCUCGCCGAUGACCGUGGCCUCAAUUGGCCCAGAGUGAUUGCACCGUUCGAGGCGGUUAUCCUGGCUGCAAAGCCUGACUCGAAAAGGAUUCAGGCGGCGGAGCAGCUCUACGAUCAGCUGUCCGCCCCAGGACCUGCUGCCGUUGCCGCCGAUGUUCUCCUCGACGACCGCCAUGACCAAGGUCUUGGAUGGAAAUUGAAGGAUGCCGACAUGAUCGGGUAUCCUGUGAUUGUCGUCCUCGGCAAGGGAUUUGACCGGGGCAUGGUCGAGGUGCAGUGCCGUCGCCUCAACAUCAAGCAGGAGGUGGAAUUGGAACGGGUGGUGGAAUACGUGCGUGAUCGACUCAAAAAGCUCUGA
Exophiala dermatitidis NIH/UT8656 is the source of this 1848-nucleotide messenger RNA. RefSeq names its product prolyl-tRNA synthetase. Gene Ontology annotation, molecular function: proline-tRNA ligase activity; ATP binding. Gene Ontology annotation, biological process: prolyl-tRNA aminoacylation. Gene Ontology annotation, cellular component: cytoplasm; mitochondrion. NCBI's taxonomy places the organism in Eukaryota, Fungi, Ascomycota, Eurotiomycetes, Chaetothyriales, Herpotrichiellaceae. The coding region runs from base 1 to 1848 and encodes 615 amino acids. The transcript has a single exon. The record is from RefSeq and is a predicted model, not a curated record.